Molecule: messenger RNA, 2090 nt
Organism: Salvia miltiorrhiza (redroot sage)
Lineage: Eukaryota; Viridiplantae; Streptophyta; Magnoliopsida; Lamiales; Lamiaceae
Product: probable disease resistance protein At1g58602
Exons: 2
Coding region: 245-1756 (503 amino acids)
Biological process (GO): defense response to other organism
Source: RefSeq, a predicted model, not a curated record
UUGCAUUGGAAGAUAAUUUUAAGAAAAUUGGGAAAGAAAUGGUGCAAAAAUGUGGGUAUUUGCCGUUGGCAAUUUCUUUACUCGGUGGGAUCUUGAGAAUAAAAAAUUCGAUGAAGGAGUGGGAGUUAGUAAAUGAGGAUAUCAAAGAAUUCAUACAUAGAGGUGAAAGUGAGAUUGAUGGCAUGGUGUGCUAAAUUUAAGCUAUGAAAGUCUACCCUAUUAUUUGAAGCCUUGCUUUCUCUAUAUGGGUUUAUUUCAAGAGGACGAAGAUAUAGAUGUUGAGGAUCUAUAUAGGAUGUGGAGAGCACAAGACAUGAUUUCAUAUGAGAAUAUUGGAGACAAUGACAAAAAUUUUAGGGAAAUCGCGGAGCUCUACUUGGGUGAGUUGGCCUCCAGGUCCAUCGUCCAAGUCGAAAUUUACGAUGGUGUCACACCUGGAAAAAAAUAUGAGACAUGCAAACUUCAUGAUGUAGUAAGAGAACUAUGUUUGAAAUUGGGGAGAAGUGAGGAUUUUGGUGCGCAGAGUUUGGAGUAUCAAAGUGGGAAAGCUUCCUCGCAUAGGAAAAUACGGCAUUUGACUAUACAUUUCUGGAAGGAAGUUCAAGUGGAACCUGACGAGCUUACACUCACUUGGGGAGAAGAUAGUAGCGAACAUUUAAGGUCUCUUCAAAUGUUCAAUCACAUAAAUUCGGGUGUUGUUGUUGAGUUUCCCCCGCAAGGUAUCGUUGAUUUUCAAAAAUUCAAAUUGCUGAGAGAUCUAGUUAUGGUGGGAUUCAAAUUUGAAGGAAGAAAGUUAUCGAAAGGAAUCACUAGUCUUGUUCACCUUAGACGUUUGUGCUUAGAAAGAUGUGAAUUUGAUACGCUACUGUCGUCCAUAAGAAAUUUGGUAUACAUGGAUACCCUUGAUUUAACUGAUUCGAUGAAUAUUGAAGUUCCAAAUGUUUUUAAGGAGAUGGUACGUUUAAAGCACUUGGUUCUUCCCGAUUAUGAUGAGGAAAAAAUUGGAAGUUAUCGAUUGACAUUGGACGAGGGAGUGAUUGAGUUGGAGACCCUGUGGAAUUUGGAUAGUAGAGUGCAUGAUAUAAAAUGUAUGAACAUAAUGAGGAAUCUGCAAAGUUUCAGAACAAGAAUACACGACAAUGAAAGCUUGUCAGCCAACAUCGACGCCAUUGCUCUCAUGGAAAAGUUACUGUAUUGUUUGGUUGAAAUAAAAAAGGGUUGCGAGUUAGGAACAAAUGAGGGAGUGUUAACGCUGAAGAAGGUAAUCACAUGUCCCAAUCUUCAUUCCUUGUGGAUUCAAGUUAAGUUAGGGAAGGCGCUGGCAGAGUGCGGGAGUGACUUCAUCAGUUCAAAACUUAUAACUUUGUUCCUGUCAGAAUGUGAGAUUGAGGAUGAUCCAAUGGGGAUAGUGGGGAAGCUUCCUUGCUUGACAUAUUUGUAUUUAUUGAGGAAAUCAUUUGUGGGGGAGGAGUUGACGUGUCCAUCAAACAGUUUUCCUCGCCUCAAAAAGCUUAUGCUAUCUAAAUUACCGAACCUGAGAGAGUGGAGAGUGGAGGCAGGAGCCAUGCCCCUUCUCUAUGAAUUGGAGAUCUAUGAUUGUUCCAGUCUGAAGAUGCUUCCAGAUGGUUUGAGUGGCAUUUCUACUCUUCGGAAACUGAAGAUUUUUAAAAUGCCGGAAAUGGGGAAGAGGGUAUCGGCAUCAGGAGAGGAUUUCCACAAACUCACCCAUGUCCCUUCAAUUAUCAUCCGAGACUAAAUGAUGAAUAACUAAUCUAGUCUCCACCCGGGAUACUUCGAGCUACAGUCUUGUUGUUGCAUGUCCCAAGUGUUUCUCUUUAAUUAUUUGCAUUCUUUUCUCUGCAACCUUGUCUCGCUUUAAUCACUUUCUUUCAAAUAAAUGUGUAUAUUUCUUUUGUACAUGGCAUGGGCGUGGUGGCCAUAUAUAUUAAUUCCAUUCCUUGUAUUAUUAAUCUGGAGAAUUUAUUCUAGACUUGCUUAGUUCCACAUUGAGUUAUUUUGGUAAGAUUCGGCCCAUGAGCCUUUGCUUGUAACUUCUGGAGAUUUAAGCUUUAUUUCUGUUCUUGAAUUGU